Staurois parvus is the source of this 3537-nucleotide messenger RNA. Lineage: Eukaryota; Metazoa; Chordata; Amphibia; Anura; Ranidae. The record is from the annotation of a GenBank genome assembly.
UUUCUUUCACCCACUGCUCGCACCAACAUACAGUACCGCAGUCUUCCACGCCCUGCCAAGUCUAGUUCCAUGAGUGUUACUGGAGGCAGGUGUGCCAGUCGGCCACUCAGUAGUACUGUGGAUGCAAGCCUUGUGCCAGUACAAGGAAAGAUAUCAGGGACUCCUACUUCUCGCUUGAAAGAGCCAUCCAAAGUGGCUAGUGGUCGACUAGGUGUUAACCAGACAGAUCGUGAAAAAGAGAAGGCUCGUGCCAAAGCUGUAGCUCAAGAUACAGAAUCUCGAACAAGUGCACCAAAUCCAGUAGAACCAACUGUAAAUAGUGUAAAAGAAGGCACGCCAACUACACCUCACAGGGCAAUAACCAAACCUUUCAUGAAGACUCCAACACUAUCUAAUCUGGAUAAAGUGAACUCUAACAGCCUAGAUUUUACGCCUUCUGUUACGGAAGUGGCACCAACCAAACAGGAACUUCUCUCAGGCGUUUCCUGUCUCACUCCAAGUCCAGCUCCCAUACUGAAUAUAAACUCUGCCAGCUUCUCUCAGGGUCUAAAUAAUCUUAGGAUGUAUCCUAAACUCUCGGGCUUACAUCGUAGCAUGGAGUCACUUCCACUUUCUAUCAGUGUCCCACCUAUACAAUUUAGUGGAGAUGGAGAGAAUCAAAUUCCAGACACUGGGUGGAAUGAUAUCUCCUUGAAGUCACCUGUACCUGACAGCACUAUCCAGGAUAGAAACACAUUACCCAAAAAAGGGCUGAGGUACCAGUCACAUUCUCAAGAUGAACCCAAGGAAAGGCGGCAUUCACACACAAUUGGGGCAAUUCAAGAUAAUGAUGAUUUAUCACCUCUACCCCCACCACUCCCACUAACUAAUGUUGGCAAACCCCCAUUAGCUUGCUUGGUGAGUCCAUCUUCUGCUCCUCGAAUAGCUCGAUCGAGCAGUAUUCCAGCUCAGGACUCCUCUUUUGAGCUUUUUGGUUCCUCAAACCUGGGAAGUUCAUUAUCUCUUGCUGACAGACCCAAAGGAACAAUGACUAGAUCUGGCUCAUUUAGAGAUCCUGCUGAUGAUGUUCAUGGUUCUGUUCUGUCACUGGCAUCCAGCGCAUCAUCAACAUACUCCUCUGCUGAGGAAAGGAUGCAAUCGGAGCAAAUCCGCAAACUUCGGAGAGAACUGGAAUCAUCACAGGAAAAAGUUGCAACUCUGACCACACAACUGUCUGCUAAUGCAAACCUAGUUGCAGCAUUUGAACAGUCAUUAGUGAACAUGACCUCCCGACUUCGUCUGCUUGCUGAUAAUGCACAAGAGAAGGACUCAGAGCUUGUAGAACUGAGAGAAACAAUUGAAUCACUAAAGUCCAAGAACUCCGAGGCACAGGCUGUCAUCCACGGGGCACUGAACCCUCAAGAUCAUGCACCACGGGAGCUGCGAAUUAGGCGCCAGAAUUCUUCUGAUAGCAUCUCCAGCCUAAAUAGCAUUUCCAGUCACUGCAGUGCCGGAAGUGUCAAGGACAGUGAUGCCAAAAAGAAGAAGAAGAAGAGCUGGUUUUUACAGCUGCGUAGCUCUUUUAAUAAAGCAUUCAGCAUGAAGAAGGGACCCAAGUCAGCUAAUUCUUAUUCUGAUAUUGAAGAAACAGCUACUCCCGAUUCAUCUGCGCCAACCUCCCCGAAACAGCAGCAAGGACCUCAAGGUCCACCGUCACCUUCAAUACUCUCAUCACCAUCCUCUUCUGUGUAUGUAUCUCUCGUAGAUUCAGCUAAAAUUUCUUUCUUUCUUUGUAGCAUAUUUGAGACUCAAGAAGGGGAAGAACCAGAAAAGAGGGAAGUGUCAGAAUUACGUUCAGAAUUGUGGGAAAAAGAGAUGAAGUUAACUGACAUUCGAUUGGAAGCACUUAACUCUGCUCAUCAGCUGGAGCAACUACGGGAAACUAUGCACAAUAUGCAGCUUGAAGUUGACCUUUUGAAGGCAGAAAAUGACCGUCUGAAAGUACCACCCACCUCAGUAACUGCAAGUAACACAUCAUCUUGCCCAUCCCCAAGGCGUUCUUUAGCUUUGACUCUCACGCAAUCUCUAGGAAUUCCUCCAUCGUCAGAUACAGGUAGGGAGAUGUCAUCAGCAAAUCUUUCUCCAAUGGAUAGUAUAAAUGGGUCUCUUCAGAGGGAAGUGACAUUGCGUGCUGUUAUAAGAGUUCCCCCACAGCAUAUUAUUAAAGGGGAUCUGAAACAGCAGGAGUUCUUCUUGGGAUAUAUAAAGAUUAGUAACAAAGCAGAUUGGAAAAGUCUGGAUGAAGCUGUGUGCCAAACCUUUCAGGACUAUGUAAAUCAGGUUGAUCCAGGAGCUACCCUGGGCCUUGGCAAGGAUUCUGUGAGUGGAUACAACCUAGGACACUUAUCUCGGGUUCUGGAUGCACAAGCUCCUGAAAUCCCUCCAUCUAGAAAUUUGCGAAACACCAUCAAUGUUAUCUUACAGGGUCUGAAGGAAAGAUGUGUGGACCUGCUGGUGUUUGAAUCACUCAUCCCUAAGCCCAUGCUUCAGCAUUAUGUUAGCCUGUUGUUGAAACAUAGAAGGUUGCUGUUAUCUGGUCCUAGUGGCACAGGGAAGAGUUUCCUGGCACACAGACUGGCUGAAUAUUUGGUGGAGAGGUCAGGGCGAGAUGUUACUGAUGGCAUUGUUACUGCCUUCAACAUGCACCAGCAGAGCUGUAAGGAUCUGCAACUAUACCUCUCCAACCUGGCUAACCAGAUUGACAGAGAGACUGGGCCAUGUGAUGUUCCAUUAGUGAUUUUACUGGAUGAUGUAGGUGAAGCUGGAGCCAUCAGUGAGUUGGUGAAUGGGGCCCUGACCUGCAAAUACCAUAAGUGCCCUUACGUCAUUGGAACAACCAAUCAGCCGGUGAAAAUGACCCCAAACCAUGGUUUGCACCUAAGCUUUAGGAUGCUAACUUUCUCCAAUAAUGUGGAGCCAGCGAAUGGAUUCUUAGGUCGGUAUUUGCGUCGGAAGCUACUGGAGUCUGAAGGCAGCAUUGGGACUGGACAUGGCGAGUUACUCAGGGUUCUUGACUGGGUGCCUCGUUUGUGGUACCAUCUGCACACCUUUCUGGAAAAGCACAGUACCCCAGACUUCCUCAUAGGCCCCUGCUUCUUCUUGUCCUGCCCAAUCGGAAUAGAAGAUUUUCGUGUGUGGUUUAUUGACCUGUGGAACAACUCCAUUAUACCAUACCUUCAAGAAGGUGCCAAGGAUGGAAUCAAGGUACAUGGACAGAGGGCUGCCUGGGAGGAUCCUGUUGAGUGGGUUCGGGACACAUUGCCUUGGCCUUUAGCACAACAGGAUCAAUCAAAGUUGUUACAUCUACCACAGCCCAGUAUGGGGGGUCACAUCUCAUCCUCCCCUCCCAGGGAACACACUGUGAAGGAAUCACCUCCAGCUUCUAUUGAAUCAGAUCCUUUGAUGGCAAUGCUAUUAAAACUUCAAGAGGCUGCCAACUACAUUGAGUCUCCAGACAGAGAAACCUUGUGUGACAGUGACCUCACUUCCACCAUCUGA